Bemisia tabaci is the source of this 6859-nucleotide messenger RNA. RefSeq names its product leucine carboxyl methyltransferase 1. Gene Ontology annotation, cellular component: cytosol. The record is from RefSeq and is a predicted model, not a curated record. Gene Ontology annotation, molecular function: protein C-terminal leucine carboxyl O-methyltransferase activity. NCBI's taxonomy places the organism in Eukaryota, Metazoa, Arthropoda, Insecta, Hemiptera, Aleyrodidae. Gene Ontology annotation, biological process: C-terminal protein methylation.
GAGGUUAGGUGUCCAAAAUUUUUUUAGUUACAGAGAGUUUUGAGUUACGUUACUGCAAAAAACUCUAACAACCACUGAUUGCAUAUCAACAGCGCAUGAUUGCUCCUUUAAAAUUUCUGUUCUUGUUUUGAAGUGUACGCAGAAUGUGAGCUUACAGUGUUCGUUCUUUUUUCCCCUGCUCGAAGACCCCUGUUCGCUAGAGAUUCAUAGUGCUCUUAUCGGGCAUUCACUGUCCCUCUAUCUAUUAUUUGCAACAUGGAAUCUGGGAACAACUUCGGUGUUCAAGCAACCAAUGACGAUGCGAGUCAGUGUAAAUUAUCUGCAAUUAAAUUAGGUUAUUGGAAGGACGAGUUCUUGCAAAGCAUGAUUGACAGCGGUCCUCGAAGAGCCCCAGAGAUCAAUAGAGGAUAUUUUGCCAGAGUCAGAGGAGUCGGCCUGUUGAUCGAGCAAUUUUUUGAGAGAGUCGGUGGAAAUGGACAAAUCAUCAAUUUAGGAUCUGGUUUCGAUACCCUCUUUUGGAAAUUAAAAAGCAGUAAUGUACCUUUCAAAAAAUUUGUGGAACUAGACUUCCCUGCUGUUACAGCAAGAAAAAUAUGGUCAAUUAAGAAGAAACCUCUCUUGGCUAAUAUGAUCCAAGAAGAAGGUGAAGAAGUUAUCUUCGAUAAAACAAACAUCCACUCAAAGAGUUACCAUUUAAUCGGAGUCGACUUGAGAGACGUGAAAGAUUUAGAUGCCAAACUCAGGAGUAUCAAUUUAGAUUUUUCUGCACCAACUCUUUUCAUAUCCGAAUGUGUUCUUGUCUACAUAGAAUAUCCUUUAGCACAGAACAUGUUGUCGUGGAUUUCCUCAACGUUUAUCUCUGCCCUUUUCAUCUGCUAUGAUCCAAUCAACAUGAGUGAUAAAUUUGGAGAGGUCAUGAUCAGUAAUCUUAGAGCACAAGGAUGCCACCUUGCGGGUAUUGAUGCUUGCACCAGUUUAGAAUCCCAGAAACAGAGGUAUCUUAGUGCUGGCUGGGACGGUGUGGAUGGAGCUGAUAUGUGCAGUAUAUAUGGAGCCAUUCCAUAUGCGGAGCGAUCUGUGAUAGAAAAAAUAGAAUUCCUUGAUGAACAAGAAUUACUAACGCAGCUUUUUCAACAUUACUCAAUUUGUUGCGCGUGGAAAGGGAAAGAACUGGAGAACAUCAGCAUCACAUAGCAAGUAACUCACUUGCUGAAUGAAAUAUGCUCCGAAGAGUUCCCUAAAAUUCUCAAGUUCUAAAUUUAUUUUCUUUUUCAAAAGUUUUUACUCAGAUCGUCCACCUCCUACCUCAACCACAAGUAUUCCUCUUCAUUCAGGAUGACACCCCAGCUGCUUAAAAAUUAUAGUUUGAAAAUGUUUUAAGCAAUACACUAAAGCUGACUUGACCUCUAGGAAGCUCCCUGAAGAAAAAGACUUAUCUCACUCAACAAAUUUCUGUUAAAAUCUCAAAGCAUUAAUGAUACCGCAAUGGUAAAAAAUUGAUGGUUAGAUGUCAACUGAUCUGUCUUUUUGCAGUAAUAGCUAUUAUUUUUCAUUAGCUUGAUCAACAAAAAAAGAGGUCUUGACCUUAUGUCUUUCGUUCUUCUCAUUAAGUUGAAAUAAAAGAUUUAACUUAAUUUCAGUUAGUGGUAGGGAUUUAAAAAAAUCUGUUUGGGAAUCGAGUUUUGCUUUGCUGGGAUGGUAUGCUAUGGUCAACAAAAAAUGCCUCUGUAAGUCUCCAAUUGAACAUUGUUUCAGUUGGACAAAUUCAUCUGAUGUGCCAGGGCUUCUAGGAUUAAUUUUUCCUCACAGUAAUAAAUCCUAGAGGUUGAAGUAGAUUGACUGAAGCAUUUUUCUGGAAAAAUUGUGACCAAUUAAAAUUAUUUGUAUGUGACAUCAAUAUCAUCAUCAUCCGUCAAUUGAUUUAUAUUUUUAUAUUGGUGCUUCAAAAAGCCUCAAGUUUUUUAAGCAGAAAGUUGAAAUCCGUAAGAACUUGUCAUAUUGAUGGCCAAAGUCAGAAACCAUGAAACUCCAUUGCGAUAUUUCAAAAUUACCGCUCCUAUUCAAUUUUUUUUAGAAAAAAGCCAUUCUCAUGACUUGUAAACACAAUAUUCUGUCAACACAGUAGCAUAAUUCAGACAAUUUUCAAGAAAUUAUACUGACUUGUUUUCCAAAGAAAAAAUAAAUUAUGAGGGAGAGUCUGCAUCGUCGCAAAAGGAGAUAUGUGGUUUCUCACUAUGGCCAUCAGUUGGGCAUGGUCAGUAAAAUUUUCAUUGUAUGUCAAUAAGUAUCAAGCGGCUUCAGUUAUUUUCUCUGUUAUAAAAAAGAACAGGAAUUAUGAACUUCUUCAAAAUCUGUCACAACAGUUAUGCUGGAAGACCCCUUUAAUUUCCAUUUUUUGAAAGUAGCAUCUUGUCCCACAUGGUUUUAUUCCCAUGGAUCUUGAUUUUUUUAGAGGUUUAGCUGGUGUUUGAGGAAUAUUGAGGUUGCCAUCAGAUUUAGAGGUUUUGAAUUCCUUAGCAAAAUUAUCCACUAAGCAAAUAUUUCUGAAAGUUUUAAAAAAUCAAUUAACUCCAUUAUUUUAAUGUUUGGCGCUGAGCAGAGGCCAAAAUAAUGUUAAAAUCAUGAACUUAUGUUGAGGGUUAAAACUCCUCAAAUCAUUGUCAAUCUUACGUGAUAUUGUUAUAACUUAUAUUUAGUGGAACUUUUUGUGCAUAUGAAAAAUCGUUCAGCAAGUGAGAGCUUGAAUUUAAUUGAGGGGGUCAAUGUGCAAGGGGCUGAAUUCUUUUGGCAUACCUAAAAGUCAAGUUUUGACUCGAAAAAAUGUAUUCGUAAUAUUGAACUUCCAAUGUUUUUUUGAACUCAUCAUUGAAGUUCAGUGUGAACAUUCAUAUUAUGAACAGUUUCCUUAUUUUUGUGCCUCCCUACAAGGUGAAUGAAUCAUUAUGAUCCAAGUUAUGUUGAUCUUGCUCACUGAUCACUUCAAGUUAAUUAUAUGUGAAUUCUUCAAUGCCUUGAUGACAUCUGAAUUUACACUAUUGAAUUUCCUGUAAGAGUCAUCAACCAGAUACCUCUGUAUGGUUUUUUCUAAAAACCUUAAGUGUGGAAAGCCAGAUACUCCAGGCAUUUCUCCAUGUUUUCCUAUAAUCAAGUUUCUUAAACAUUUCAAGUUCUCAGGUGAAGCUUAGUUAUACCUGCCAAGCCCAUCUUAUUUUUUUCCUUUUUAGGUCAAAUUAUAUUACAUUGCUAAAGGAGGAAGUACAGGUCAGGCUACAGAAAUACUUUUUCUGUAUGUAAAGUGUGCUCAGAAGAGUAAAACGUAACAUUUCAUCUUUAGAAGAGAAAAAUUGCAUUUCUGAGCAAAGAUAUUGAAGUGAGUUAACAUGACUCACUUAUUGAGAUGUUUGUAUAUUGAUAAUAUUUUCAUCUAACUCGGAAUAACUCUUCCAAAAUCAACAAGGUCAUUUAUAUCUCGUAACUUGUCAGCCGAUAACAUAUAAUUGUUGCCUUAGCCCAUGGGAACUAUAACUGGCCCAUUGCAAUAUCGCCAAAAAAAACUAAGAUACAGGAUAAAAUUGGUAUGUAUGUAUCAAAUUCUGUGUUUGGGUUGACAAUGGGUCAGUCGCACCUUUUUUUUUUUUUUAAGUUCAUUUCCUAAAAGCACAGAGUGAACUAAGCUCCAGGAUUUUUUUCAGAUUUGUUUUAAUCCUUAAUGGCAAAAAAACCGGGUGCCCUGUUGAUGUUGGAAGCUUAAGCUUAAUGUGAAGUUGGUCGAAUGAACGUUGAAUGUUGCGCCAUGAACCCCCAAUUCAUCCCUGCUUCUGAGAUGUAAUUUCUUUGUUCACAAUAAUUGUUCUGCAGAUACUGCUGCGCACCAAAAACAGAAUCUUCAUUCUCGAGUGCAUUCUAUACCCAAAAAGUUCAUUUCUGCUGUGCGGCCUGCCUCCCACUCCCCCCCUCCCCAAGCCAAUGAAAUCUUUCCUGAAAAAAAUAAUCUUCUAAUAGGGGUGCUUAGGCCUCAAAUUUUUAGAGUCCUCUAUAGGGACCCAAUGGCAUGGAACAAUCUCAUGAGACAACGACUUCAAACUUUUGGUUUUCUCGAACUUACCAUGAUCAUGUCAAAAUUAAGUAUCAAAAAUUUGCUAACCAGCUUCAGUUGGAAAAAAGGCAUUGAGUUUGUUUCAGGUGAAAAAUUAAUGUCGUAGUUUUCCAUCUUUCGUACCUAUCCUAUCAAUAAUGCCAAGAGCAGACAAAUAAAUUUGAUCAUAGUUUUCUGUGUUUCGUUAAGAAAGGUAUUUUCAUUUUGUGAUAAUCUUAUUUAUUUUGUAAGAAAUUUUUUGUUUUCCCUUCAAAUGUUGUGCAUUGUCUACUCUCUCGCAUAGAAACAGAUGAAAGCAAUCACAGCUCGAUCAAACUGUAGUUUGUGAGAAAAAACUGUCAUUUUUAUUGGAUGGAAGAGAAAAACUGCACCACAAAACUAUUUUUCCAUUUCUUCGAACUGCAGUGUCAUUAUAUUAUAAGCUAACAAAUAUUAAUCACUGAAGUAUUAUAGAUGCUCUGUAAAGGACUUCAAAAGAGAUAUUCAUGUAUGAAAACAAACUCUUUGUAAUUGGUAGUCAAAAUAUAGCAUACUUCAUGAUAGCUUCUCCUGAAUUUAAAUAAAAAGAUGGCACCGGCCUCAAUCGGUAACAUUAUAUCGACGAUGAAACUGCAAAAAUGCAUAUGCAGGUCUGCGACCUUGUUAGCUUCCUGCCAUACUUUAUUUUUUAAGUAAAAUAGAAAGCUUCUUGACACUAUAUCAUGAAAAACUUCCGUGGUUAUUUUCUUGGUGUCAAGAAUAUUUUGUGGAAUUUUCAAGCCAUAAUGUUGGUUUGUUCUCCCUAAGAAAAAUAAAAUUGGAGUGUGGAUUUUGUAACCCAGUAAAAAAAAAAAUAUGCGUUUUUGCAGUUUCACCAUUGAUAUUGUUUCAAUCAAACCACCUCUCAACAAGUAAGGCUCCGCUAUUAACUGAAUUAAUUCAUUCAACAUGGUUUCUGGUGUAAAUACAAGUGUUAUGUGUCUUGGAUUUCUGUUAUGUAUUACUUUGGCAAUAGCUUUCGAAUGCUCAAAAAGGGGAAAAAAACGGAGUGUAUUUGUAUUUCAUUUCAAAAGCCAAUUUACCUAUGUCAGUUUUUUAACCUAAUUUUUUUGAAUUCUCUAAUAUCUGUAACUGUAUUCUCCACUUUUGGUUGUUCACCUAUUUUCCUAUAGCUUAGCGAGAUGACCAAUCUUCAAUCAAUAACAACAACUUAUUUUCCUCUCCUUUUCCCCAUGUUACUCAUAUUUUUAAUAUUAGUUCAUAUCUGAUAGAUUUCAGUAAGAAGGGAGAUCUUUGAAAUAUUGCUGAUAAUGCAAUCAAAUUUAAAUUUUUUGUUUUUAGGAUCAAACCAAAGACGAACAGCCAAAGACUUUCAAAAAAAAAGUUUAUGAUUUCAUCAAGAUCUUGUCCGGAGAAAUGUCAAAGAGAAAAUGUCUUGUCAAAGAGAAUUGAAUGCUUCUUAAUUUUUUUGUUAUCGUAUAAUCAGUUAUAGAAAUUGUGUUAGCCAAUUGAACAUUUUAAAUCCUGUUGCAUGCUGUCUUAAUUUUUGUAUUUUUUUUCCUACGAAAUUGAAAUUAGAUAUAUUUGUGGUGAAACUAGACUAACUUCUACCUUGGUAAUGCUAAUAUCUAUAAAAUCUAACAGUUAUCUAAAAUUUGUAGGUGUCUAAAGAAAAUCAUACUAAUAAGUACCACUCGCUGAGAACUGUUGUUGGUUUUCCAGCCUGAAAUAAAAAUGUAUCCGAACUUUGCAUUCCUGAAAUCCAGGAUGUCCGCUCUUAUUUUACCACCAAUAUACAAAGAACUAUCCACCCCAUCUUUAUUAAAGAAAGAUAAGCAAACUUUAAUGCUUGAUAUGUAUACUGAAUAUUCUGCUAAUAGGGAAGAAUAAUCAAGAAAGUUUUGAAGAAAUUACGUUGACUUGUUUUCCAAAGAAAAAAUAAAGUACGAGAUACGUGGUUUCACACUUAUGCCAUCGAUAUGUAACAUCAGUAGGUAUGCUUUUAAUACAUUUCAUAAUUAUGAUGUCUAAGUAUAUGAUCCUAUUUUGCAUGCACCCAGAAACCUCAUCGGGAAUGAAGCUAGAGCACAACCUUACACAUGACCUCCAUCUUGAGUUGAAAAGUUAAGCUUAACGUUUCCAUGUGCCACAGCCUUUCUAGAGUGGAAAGUAAAAUUAUACUACAAUGUCUCCAAGUGAAUGUUCAGCAAAAAUGACCUUCGCUGAAAAUUAAUAAAUGAAUGAAUUGUUGUAUUGAAAGGUGCCUAACUCAGAAAAAUGAAAAAUUCGUAUAUUGCAGAAAAAGAGGUUUAAGGGUUUUAAGAACGUUUACCCCCCAAAAUUUUAUUUGUCAUCUUACAUUACCUAGAUAGACAAGAGACUUUUUUUUUUUAACUUCAAAGUUUACUGUUGCACUAAGAAGGGACCUGAAAUUUUUUAUGUUUGGGUACAAGCUCUUUUUGGCAACUAAAUAACAUGUACCAAAAGCAUUUUUUACUCAUAGAAUUCUCUCGGCUGAAUUCAGUUUGUUUCAUUUUAUGGAUUUUAUUUUCCUAAGUUGGGUGCAUUUCAAAACAAGUGAUUCGCAUACUAUCCAUGCAUCCAUUAAAAUAAUUUAAAUUAGAAACAAGAUCCAAAUAUGUGAAAUCAGAUUGUAGUGAUAAUCGCAUCACAGUCUACAACUCAUCAAGUGGUGCAAUAAUUUGUUAACGUUUUCUACAUUUUUUAAGUGUACAGGUUAUCUUUGACACUUUGAUUUCUUCAUAAUAAAGUGCUUCUAAUCAA